Molecule: messenger RNA, 1824 nt
Organism: Orycteropus afer afer
Lineage: Eukaryota; Metazoa; Chordata; Mammalia; Tubulidentata; Orycteropodidae
Gene: LRRC31
Product: leucine rich repeat containing 31
Molecular function (GO): protein binding
Source: RefSeq, a predicted model, not a curated record
AUGAGUCAAACAAAGAACAAAAAUUCCUCAGGGAAGGAGACUAAACCCCAGACUUCAUUUGUCAACAAAUUCUUCAGGGGCUCAAAACACAGGUCCUCCAAAGCCGAAAGCACAAGAGAGAGCAACAACCUUGAGACAAGUGAUUGUCAACCCAGUGAUGGGACAGAGGAGACAACCAUCCCAGACCCUGCCAAAUCUCAGCCUCUUAGCUCAGAAACAGAAGAGGGAUCCAGGGCAGAGAAAAAUGAACAGUUCCUGCAGAAGCUGAGCAAAAAGGCUGUCGACAAGUAUCUGAUCCUGAAUAACUGUGGAUUAACAACAUCAGACAUGAGAGAACUGGUUGCCUUACUUCCUUUUCUCCCAGACUUGGAAGAACUGGAUAUUUCCUGGAAUGACUUUGUAGGUGGAACCCUCCACUUAAUCACCCAGAAAAUUCAUCUUGUCAGCAAGUUAAAAAUCCUGAGGCUGGGUAGCUGCAGACUUACCCGUGAUGAUGUUAAAGCCCUAGGAGAAGCACUUAAAGUGAUACCAGAACUUGAAGAGCUAAAGUUGUCCUGGAACAGAAAAGUGGGAGGAAACUUGCCUCUGAUCCUCCAGAAGUUCCAAGAAGGGAGCAAGAUACAAACCCUUGAACUUGUGGAUUGUGCCCUCACGUCAGAAGAUGGGGCAUUUAUGGGUCAAUUGCUACCUAUGCUGCAAAAUCUUGAAGUACUUGAUCUUUCCAUUAAUAGAAACAUCAGUGGCAGUCUAAACAGUAUUUCUCAGGGAUUAAAACAUACUUCAAAUCUGAAAGUAUUGAAAUUACAUUCAUGUGGAUUAUCACAAGACAGUAUCAAAAUAUUGGAUGCUGCUUUUAGAUACUUGUGCAAUCUAAGAAGAUUAGAUCUUUCCUGCAACAAAGAUCUGGGCGGAGCUUUUGAAGACCCACCAGCUCAGUUGACAACACUGAGGCAUCUGCAAGACCUUGAUCUCCACCAAUGCUCACUGACAGCAGAUGACGUGGUGUCACUCACCCAAGUCAUUCCUUUGUUCUCGAAUCUCCAAGAACUGGAUUUAUCAGCCAACAAAAAGAUGGGCAGUUCUUCUGAAAACCUACUCAGUAGGCUCCGAUUUUUACCAGCAUUGAAGUCUUUACUAAUUAACAACUGUGCUUUGGAAAAUGAAACUUUUACAGCUCUAGCUGAAGCCUCCGUUCACCUCCCUGGUCUAGAAAUAUUCAGCCUUUCUUGGAAUAAGUGUGUUGGUGGCAACCUGAAGUUGCUUCUGGAAACACUAAAACUUUCAACAUCUCUUCAAGUACUGAGGCUGAGCAGCUGUUCCCUGGUGACAGAGGAUGUGGCUCUCUUGGCUUCAAUAAUACAGACAGGUCAUCUGGCCAAAUUACAGAAGCUUGACUUGAGCUAUAAUGAUAGCAUCUGUAAUACAGGAUGGACCAUCUUCUGCCAGAAUGUGCAGUUCCUCAAAGAGUUAACUGAGCUGGAUAUCAGCCUUCGGCCAUCAAAUUUUCGGGAUUGUGGACAAUGGUUUGGACACUUGCUAAGUGCUAUGACCAAACUUCCUGAAAUCACUGAGAUAGGAAUGAAAAGAUGGAUUCUCUCAGCUUCACAGGAAGAAGAACUGGAAUGCUUCAACCAGGAUCACAAAAGCAGCAUUCACUUUGACCAUGGUGGAUUUCAGUAAGCUGAUUUUCUCAAGUGUUAUUUACUGUAAACCAUUCUCCAAAUGAGGAAAAGAACAUGAAUGAAUCCCACUAUAACCAACUAUCAUCUUAUGGACUAUUUAAUGGGACUUAAAUUACAAGAUAUUUGUAAAUAUAUCUAUACA